Penicillium argentinense is the source of this 1161-nucleotide messenger RNA. RefSeq names its product glutathione-independent formaldehyde dehydrogenase. The transcript is spliced from 2 exons. The record is from RefSeq and is a predicted model, not a curated record. Gene Ontology annotation, molecular function: zinc ion binding; oxidoreductase activity. Lineage: Eukaryota; Fungi; Ascomycota; Eurotiomycetes; Eurotiales; Aspergillaceae. The coding region runs from base 1 to 1161 and encodes 386 amino acids.
AUGCCCCUCAACGCAACUAUCGCUGCCGCUACCAUGCGGUCGGUGGCCUGGGCCGGCCAAGUCAACAACGUGUCCGUUAUUGAUGUACCGGUUCCCACCAUCAUUAACCAGACCGAUGCCAUUGUUCGCAUUACCAGCUCUGCCAUCUGUGGCUCCGAUAUGCACUUUUACCAUGGCUACACCGGCGCCGACAAUAUUCCCUGGGGCCUUGGACACGAAGCUGUCGGUUACGUCGAGUCGGUUGGUAGCUCUGUCUCGUCCCUUACCGUCGGCGAAUACGUUAUUAUCCCCGAUAACGCCCACGACGGUCACUAUGGGCAGGAGCACCCUCUUUCCUUCGGUUCGGGUAAUGAGAACUAUGGUGGUCUGCAAGAUACUGACAUUACCAACCAAGCCGAGUAUGCCCGUGUUCCCUUUGCCGAUAUGUCCCUUAUCCCGAUUCCCUAUGACAACCAAACUGGCAACUUCACCAAGGAGAUGGACUACUUGAUGGUCUCCGAUGUCUUUACCACUGGCUGGCAUGCAUUGACCUACAGCGGUUUUGAGCCCGGUGACAGUAUCGCUGUAUUCGGUGCCGGACCUGUGGGCCUCCUUGCCGCCUACUCCGCUUUGCUACGCGGUGCUUCUCGCGUCUACUCCGUGGACCAGGUGCCUGACCGUCUCCGCCUCGCUGAGUCUAUCGGUGCUAUCCCAAUCAUGUUCAAUGCCUCCGACCCAGUCGAACAGAUCUUGGCCCAGGAGCCCAAUGGUGUCACUCGUGCCCUUGACUGUGUUGGGUUUGAGUCUGUGAAUGCUACCGGAGCUCGCGCCGAUGGUCUGGUACCUCGCCAACUCAUGAAUGUUGCCGCCCAGCAAGGAGGUAUUGCCAUCGCUGGUGUCUACACUGGUGGCCAGAACAGUACUCGCGGUGCCCCUAACGCCGGCACUGUCCCUGCAACCGUCCCCAUCUCAGUCUUUGAGCUUUGGUCCAAGGCCUUGACCGUUGGCAGUGGAAUUGUCCUGCCCCUCGAGCACGCCCACUCACUUGUUGACAUUGUCGCCAACGAACGCGCCUCUCCCAGCUUCGUUGUCAGCUCUGUUAUUGACAUUGAGCAGGCUCCGGAAUACUACCGCCGCUACAGUGAACACCUGGAGCACAAGGUUGUCAUUCGCUUCCCUUAA